Equus quagga is the source of this 1233-nucleotide messenger RNA. RefSeq names its product NUBP iron-sulfur cluster assembly factor 1, cytosolic (gene NUBP1). The record is from RefSeq and is a predicted model, not a curated record. Gene Ontology annotation, molecular function: ATP binding; 4 iron, 4 sulfur cluster binding; ATP-dependent FeS chaperone activity. NCBI's taxonomy places the organism in Eukaryota, Metazoa, Chordata, Mammalia, Perissodactyla, Equidae. Gene Ontology annotation, biological process: iron-sulfur cluster assembly. Bases 30 to 992 code for a protein of 320 amino acids. The transcript has 11 exons. Gene Ontology annotation, cellular component: cytosol.
GUGACCACGUACGGGUCCAGGGCGGCAGAAUGGAGGAGGUGCCUCACGACUGUCCUGGGGCCGGCAGCGCCCAGGCGGGCCGAGGGACCUCAUGCCAAGGGUGCCCCAACCAGCGACUGUGCGCGUCCGGAGCCGGCGCCGCGCCUGACCCGGCCAUAGAGGAAAUCAAAGAGAAAAUGAAGACGGUGAAACACAAGAUCUUGGUGUUGUCUGGGAAAGGCGGCGUUGGGAAAAGCACGUUCAGCGCUCACCUCGCCCACGGCCUGGCGGAGGAUGAAAACACGCAGGUUGCUCUUCUAGACAUCGAUAUAUGCGGGCCGUCGAUUCCCAAGAUCAUGGGAUUGGAAGGAGAGCAGGUUCACCAGAGCGGCUCAGGCUGGUCUCCUGUGUUCCUGGAAGACAAUCUGGGGGUGAUGUCGGUGGGUUUCUUGCUCAGCAGUCCCGACGACGCUGUUAUCUGGAGGGGACCAAAGAAAAACGGCAUGAUCAAGCAGUUCCUUCGCGACGUGGACUGGGGAGAGGUCGACUACCUCGUCGUGGACACGCCGCCCGGGACGUCGGACGAACACCUGUCGAUUGUCCAGUACCUGGCCGCCACACGCAUCGACGGGGCAGUGAUAAUCACCACGCCUCAGGAGGUGUCGCUGCAGGAUGUCCGGAAGGAAAUCAGCUUCUGCCGCAAGGUGAAGCUGCCCAUCAUCGGGGUGGUGGAGAACAUGAGCAGCUUCGUCUGCCCCAACUGUAAGAAAGAGUCUCAGAUAUUCCCGCCAACGACCGGGGGUGCCGAGGUCAUGUGCCAGGACCUGAAGACCCCGCUUCUCGGCAGAGUGCCUCUGGACCCACACAUAGGUAAGAGUUGCGACAGAGGACAGUCUUUUAUGAUCGACGCGCCGGAUUCACCAGCCACUUUAGCCUACAGAAGUAUAAUUCAAAGAAUCCGAGAGUUCUGUCGUCUCCAUCAGCCCAAAGAAGAGCAGCUCGUUGGCUCCUGAGACCCCAGAGGACAGCGAGGAGGCACAGCACGCGGUCCAGCCUGACCCGCUGGGCGACAGAGUGGGAGCCCCGGGCGGAGAGGGAGCAGACUCGGGCGUGGGGUGAAGUCACAGUUCCAGAGACACUUGAGUCAUCUAAGAUUUGUACACUUCUCUCUAGAACAUACGUAAAGGGCGUUCCUUACACACGUGCCGUUUCACAAAUAAAAACGUCUCGGCCUCGCCCACGAGGCCCGCUUCA